AUGGUGCUGUUCGACAAUACCCAGGAGGCGGCAGCAGAUCAACAGCUGGAGCUCUGUGUUAACGACUCCAAGUUCUGGCUCAGAUUCUUCACGAAAGCAUACAUGCUGCAGGAAGUCGACUGCAGCGAUCUGAGUAAAGCCUUCAAAAUAUAUCUCAAACAUCUCCAACAUCUUGACUCAGGCAACGUCCUCUUCCAAGUGAUUCUUCGCAUCUCGCGCUGGCUGAAGCCGCCCAACGAUAUUGAGACAGCUAAACUCAACAUUGCUGCACACUAUGAUACCUCUAAUGGUCAUUUCACCCACUUCCUCUCUCUUUGA
Molecule: messenger RNA, 318 nt
Organism: Aspergillus clavatus NRRL 1
Lineage: Eukaryota; Fungi; Ascomycota; Eurotiomycetes; Eurotiales; Aspergillaceae
Exons: 3
Coding region: 1-318 (105 amino acids)
Source: RefSeq, a predicted model, not a curated record